Strongylocentrotus purpuratus (purple sea urchin) is the source of this 1056-nucleotide messenger RNA. RefSeq names its product strongylocin 2. The record is from RefSeq and is marked validated. Lineage: Eukaryota; Metazoa; Echinodermata; Echinoidea; Camarodonta; Strongylocentrotidae.
CCUAACCCGAUCUUCAAUUAUUAUAAAGAAGGACGUAAUCUACUGAGUGGCUAUUCUGUCCUAUAUAGAUCUCGGUCGUGUAGUGAUCUCUCAGUCAGUCAGUGAGCGUUCGCAAGUUUUCUUAGGAGUUGUCCAAAGACUAGUUCAAACCUACUCAACUUCAAUAUGGAUCUCAGGAGCGCAUCCUUGGUCUUCCUGGUGGUAGCUAUGGUGCUAUCAUACUCCAUGGCUGAAUCUUUCGAGGUCGAUGAUGCCGUGAUGGAGGAAUUAUGGAACCCUUUUAGGAAGCUCUACAGAAAGGAGUGUAACGACGUAACCUCGUGCGACACCGUCAGCGGUGUGAAGACGUGCACGAAAAAAAAUUGUUGUCAUCGCAAGUUCUUUGGGAAGACAAUCUUAAAGGCGCCCGAAUGCACCGUCAUCAGUUGAAAGGCUGAAUACCAAUUUCCUCGACGUCUGGCAAAUGAACCCGGCGCUAUGAGGAUGACAAUGUUUACCAAGAUUAUAAUCAAUAUUAUUGCUUCAUUAUCUUCGUUACCCUUAUUAUUUAAAAAAUGUUAAUUUCUUAAGAAUGCACGAAGCAUUAAAGUAGAAAUUAACAUACGUUGUGACAGGGGUACUUUUUACAGAUCGUGACAUAAUCAUAGAAGUUAUCAAGUUCUAUUAUUAACAGCUGUUUUGCAAGCGGAAAAUAUCUAUAUUUUCUUGAAAAAGAAAAUCUAUAUUACCACGACCGACUGCAACAAUAUCAUCCUGUUCGAUUUUGAGUUUAUGAACAUAUUGUUCUAGAAUACUCUCGUGCAAUACAAUGGAGUUCAUUGAGAUGUUGUUUUGGAUAUAAUGCAAACAUUACAGCAAUAUACUUUCUGGAAGAGAUUGUAAUUCUUCAGAAUUUACCUCUUUCUCUUACCCAACUGUUGUUAUAUUUAAACACUUUGCUAGUUCAUGUUAUCGUAAAAUUGUUUUGAAAUAAAUAUUGUGUCUUUGUGCACGGGGAUUCAUUGUCAAGAAAGUAGUCCACAUUCUUAUUUGUGUUUACUUAAAAGAAUGUACAGG